Molecule: messenger RNA, 1725 nt
Organism: Yarrowia lipolytica CLIB122
Lineage: Eukaryota; Fungi; Ascomycota; Dipodascomycetes; Dipodascales
Biological process (GO): secondary metabolic process
Molecular function (GO): CoA-ligase activity
Source: RefSeq, a predicted model, not a curated record
AUGACCACCAUCAUCCACAAAUCCACCUUUCCCGACAUUGAACUGUUCCAGGGCUCCAUCACAGACUUCAUUCGAACCGGCGCGUACGCCGAGGACGACUACAAGCCGUGCAUGAUCGACGCCGAGACCGGCGAGCAGCUGACACAGAAACAGAUUCUCGACUGCGCCGACCAGUUCCGAUCUCUGUUGUACCAACAUGGCGUUCAGAAGACCCCCAACCGAGACGAACGAAUUGGGGACGUGGUCAUCCCCUUCAUUGACAACAACAUCUAUCUACCAGCCAUCCAUUACGCGUGUUUGGAGCUCGGCUGUUGUAUGAACCCGGCUUCCACCCAGCAGACUCCCCUGGAGCUGUCCAAGCAGAUCCGAGUCACCGACCCCAAGGUCAUCAUCUACCAGCGAAAGUACCGAAAGACGGUGAUGCACGCCAUCGACCUCGUCUGCUACACAAACUUCCCCAUUGUCAUCGAGUUCGAGACCAUGUUGUUUCUGCGAAACUCGGUGCCUCCUCCCCCCAAGAAGGCCAAGUUUCACAUCACCUCCACCGAGCAGGCUCGAAAGCGUAUCGCCUAUCUGGGCAUGUCCUCGGGCACCUCGGGCAAGUCCAAGGCGGUCCGGCUGUCGCACCACAACAUUGUCGCCUGCUCUCAGGUCUCCCAGGUUACCUUCCCUGCUCUCUACAAGGCUUCCAACGUGUGCGUCGCCGUGCUCCCUUCCUGCCACGUCUUUGGCCUCUACAUCUUCUUCAUGGUGCUGCCCCGAUCCGGAGGAACCACCAUCAUGCAUACCAAGUUCGAUCUCAAGCAGCUGCUGGAGAGCCAAAAGAAGUACAAAGCCAACUUCCUGCCCCUGGUGCCUCCCAUCGCCGUGCAACUCGCCAAGAACCCCAUGGUCAAGAACUAUGCCGACUCCCUCAAGCAGGUCAAGCUCAUCAUGUCUGCGGCUGCUCCUCUUGGCGCUGAGGUGACCCAGUCUCUUAUCAAGGCGAUCGGACCGCAGGUUCGAGUGGUCCAGGGCUAUGGAAUGACCGAGACUUCUCCCUGCGUCACUCUGUUCGAUCCCGCGGACCCUCACCUCCACAUCAAGGCUUGUGGCAAGCUGGUGCCCAACUGCGAGGUCCGAAUUGUUGCUGACGGCGUCGACCAGCCCGCAUACUCGGGCUCUGUGUCUGACGUUGCCAAGAACAAGACCGACAACCUGCCUGUUGGAGAGAUCUGGGUCCGAGGUCCCCAGGUCAUGGAUGGCUACCACAAGAACAAGUCUGCCACCUCCGAGGCCUUUGUCGAGGCUAACGACUCUUCUGUCUGCUACAACACCAAGUGGCUUCGAACCGGAGACGUCGGUCUGGUUGACUCUCUGGGUCGAUUUAUGAUUGUCGACCGAACCAAGGAGAUGAUCAAGUCCAUGUCCAAGCAGGUGGCCCCCGCCGAGCUCGAGGAUAUGUUGCUGGCCCAUGCUGACGUGUCUGACGCUGCUGUUAUCGGUGUUGAGAAUGAAGCCAAGGGAACCGAGCAAAUCCGAGCCUUCCUGGUGCUCAAGAAAGGCGGAGACGCUCUCGAGGUCAAGAAGUGGAUGGACUCCAAGCUGCCCAAGUACAAGCAGCUUCACGGCGGAGUGGUCGUAAUUGAUCAGAUCCCCAAGUCUCAGGCCGGCAAAAUUCUGCGACGGAUGCUGAGACUUAGACAGGACGACGUUGUUCUUGGUACUGACCAAGCUAAGCUGUAA